GACCGUUUCAGACACAUAUUCAUAUUCGCAUAACACACAACCAACCAAUAUUCAUGUGAAUUUCUUUGCCUUUUUUAAACAAACUAGUUUCAAAAGCAACUACUAUAUAUUUUCAAAUUGAAUAAAUACACUGAAAGCGACAACAAACAUGCAGCUACUAAAUAGGAAUGAGAAAAACAAAUGAAAAGAAAGAUAGAGAAGAGAAAAGAGAGAAAAAACGAUUGUCAUCGACGUUGAAAACAACAACAAGACGAGAGAGAGAGAAAAAAAUCGACAAAUUUAAAUCAAGUGCACAAAUUGAAAAUCAUCUGAUAAAUCGUAACAAAACGAGUUAAAAACAAAGUGUUGAUCAGAAGAGAAACGUUCCGUAAGAUUUGUCGAUUCAAAACAAGUGAAUCGAGCAAGACUCUUUGGCAAGCAAAAAGUGAAAGAAAACGAAAAGAAAUUUUUUUUAAGCUGAAGUUCAUGCAAACAAAACUAUAAGAAUUCAAUUCGUGGCGAAAAGAAACAGUAACAAAAAUAAAAGAAGUUGAACUGACGAAAUAAAAAAAAAACAUUACCUAGAAGCGGAACCGAGAAGAGAGACGAUAAGACGACAACAGCAACGGUGACGACGACGACGGCGAAAACGUCCAAAGACAGUAGUUUGCACAGAGAGAAAAAAGUGAAAAUGAGGCUGCCAUUCGGAAUAUAUUUCAUACUUGGAUUAAUACUAUGUAUUCAACCAGAGCAUCUAACAGCGUAUGCACAAUCGAGACGACCGUCGACAAUAGCACGAUCGUUGGGCGUUAAUCCAAAAGGGUCAGCAACGUCCGACGCAUUUGAGUGUCCCGAAGAGUUUGGUUAUUAUCCACAUCCGUCCGAUUGUUCACAAUAUUAUGUGUGCGUAUUUGGCGGUGCAUUAUUAGAGAGCUGUACGGGCGGAUUGAUGUAUAGUCAUGAAUUGCAAACGUGCGAUUGGCCAAGAAAUGUGGGAUGCGAACAACCAUCAUCCGAUGAAAAUGUGUCGCCAAAUGGUUCUGGCCGUGAUUUGAAUGGGCGACAACAACAACAUCAGCAACAGCAACAGCAUGACGCUUAUCAAGUAGUGCCAAAUAAAUUCCGAUUUUCAUCGGUAUCAUCAACACCGCAAACCGAACGGUUUCCGGAUUCAAUACCAGUGCGACAAUCAUCGGUGGCCCCAGUUACACCGCAAACAUAUUCACCAAUUUCAAAUACAUUACCACCACCGCCCGAAUUGCGUGUCGUUCAACCAAAUCCAGUCAUCACAUCACGAGGACAACCAAAACCAUUGGACAACAUUGAUAUCGCCAAGUUGUACGAAGCUCACGACACAUUACCACCGAUCGAGGAAGAAGAAUCUGAUCGCCAACAGAGAGUGUAUCGUGGACAGCCGAACACCGUUGGCCAGGUUCAACGCGAUCGAGACGGUUUAAUCACGCAACAUGUUAAUGCAUUGCCCAGCCACGGUAAAGUCGGAUCAUUUUCAUUCGGGUCGCAAAUCAAUCAACACAGUGACAUACCGGACGUUGUUUCUAUUGACAUAACUGACAAUAAAAUUGAAACACACACGCCAAAUCAUUCAGACCGCAAAAAACGUGACGUUAGCGCUGACACAGCUUCGACAACAACGACAACGACACCACAAAAUCGACGACACGAUGACGAUCAGGCAACGUCAAAUGAUGGUAAUGAAUCAAGUGACAACAAAAAAUAUGAUGAAAACGGCAAUGACGACAGUGAAAUUGUGGAGUUUGGCAAAAGAACGGUACGACAAUUACGACCGCCGCCACCACCAUUGGCACCAUGGCAAUUUGCGGACACUUUUAAUAUACAAAAUGAUCCGCGAUUGCAUUCUACCUCACGCGCUCAACAACAUGCCGGCCAUUUCCAAAGAGAUACAGAACUAAGCAGUGUUAACUAUAAUUCAUUUCUAACGCCACCGGGUAGCGCAUCACGGGCUAAUGACUUUUACAAAAAUGAAAAUACAUUUUAUCAAUUGCCAUCGUUCAAACAAACUGAGUACAAUCCGUACGGUAAUCCGUAUGGAAAUUUUAAAACUUCCGCACCAAAUGCCGUCACUACCGAAUUCAAUUCACCAAAACCGUAUACACUUCAUACGACAUUCAAUGUUGGCGAUGCUCAAACGCAUUUUAAACCAUCAAAACUUGUGUCGCAAGCACCAUUUUAUCCAGUUGUAUCGAAUAAUGGUGAACCAAAACCGGUGAUACCAAAACUACAAAAUUCGGGCGCAAUUUCAAGUUCAUCGUCGAUUGCCGGCGAUGUGGACAGUUUACCGGAGAACUUUUCCUAUUAUCACAUGGGAAAUGGUGUUCAAGUUAAACAAGAAUUUAAUCGUCAUCAAUCACAACAGCAAUCGAUUCAACAAGUUCCGAAAUCGGUUCCACAACAACCGAAACCGCCAAUUUACUAUUUAGACAAACCGACAAAAAUCUUAAGUGCUUCAACACCAAAAACUCAUUAUGUGCAUAUUAGCACCGUUGGAGGGUUUCUCAAUAAUAAUCCCACUGCAUACACAGCCAUCAAUCACAAUAAUAACAACAAUAAUAAUAAUAACAAUAAAAAAUCAAAAAUACGGCCACCAAACACCGAGAAAUACAAUGAUUACACACAUCGACCCGUCUACCGUGAACAGGCCGCUGUGCAUGAGAACAAUCAAAACAAUAAUAACAUUUACAAUAGCGGUAAUCUUUACAAUGUACAGGAAAAUACGGACAUUUCACCAUAUUACAAUCCAUUGAUUUCACAAAGACCAACGAUCGCAACAUCAAUUGUUACAACGCAAAAACCAUUGUUCAACAAUGAAUUGGCAUUUUCAAAUUUUCAACAAAAAUCACCGAAACCACUCUAUACGUAUGAAGUGACCACCGAUGAUAAUCGAUCAGCCGAAAAGUCCAAAGGAUUUUAUAUUACGCAAACGGUUAAGGAUCCAAAUGUUGAGAAAUUUCCGCGGCCAGCAAUUAAACUACAGCAAGCACAAGAUCCCACCAAAAACUAUGAAUCAUCAAAUAAAAAUUACAAUCUACAACCGCAAAAGAAUUACGAAACGGCUGUUUUGAUUGGGGCCAAAAAGCGACCACCAAUAAUUGGACCACAAGUUGGUGUUAAUUUUGAUUUCAAUAAAUUUGUAUACGAUAUCCGUGAAUCGCAACAUAAACCAAAACCGACACCAAAAUACAAUGCAAUCGCUCGGCCAGUUCAAUCAUCGGAUACCGUUUUAAUUCGACCGCAAAAUAAACCAUUAUCAAAGAAAAUUCAAACGACCACACCAAGCCCAGACGAUUAUUAUUACGAUGUUGAUGACGAUGAACCGACAACCGUACAUAAACAAAAAGAAUCCUUUGCAACAACCACAACGGUAAAGCAUUCAACACCGUUGGCCGUUGAAUACACAACGAAACCAGUGAAAACGAAUUAUAUUAAUAGUUUUUCAGUGCCACACAUUAUAAGCACACCACAAUACGAAACAACGUAUAAAUCAAAAGAUCCAAAACUCGAAGAAGAGUAUUAUGAAUACGAAGAAGAUGAUGAUACGAGUGACAUAAAAAUGCCACCACAAAAUGUGUCAAAGUUCAUGCCGAUGUCAGAAACAGCAGCACCUCGUCCAUAUUUAACCACCGCCAAAGCACUUACGAUUGUAACACAAAAACCACUAACAACAUUGGCAUCGACAACGGCGAAAAAGCACAGCACAACAACCUUCGAUCGAUUGCAUUAUCCAAAGAACGACGCCGAAACAACAUCACCGAUACCGGCAAUCAUCAAAUUGCCCGCAGACAAUUUCCAAGGUGCACGACAACACGAUCAGCAUCAUCAUCAUCAUCAAACGGAUAUUCCACGUUAUUUAAAUCAAUCAACAUUACGACCGUAUACAUCGCGUACGCGAAGUAAAACGACCAAUUUAUCAGUGAAACCAUCAAAAGCGCCAAAAAUGCACAUUAAAACCACAUCGAAAACAUCGAGCACAUCGUCAAAACAUACGACACAAUAUACAAGUGAAACAUCACCGUCGACAACAACAACGACGUUGACUACAACAAGCACACCCAAGACAAAGACAUUCACGAUCCGUGCCAAACAUAACAAUUUCAAUACGGCCAAAGGACAACAACAACCACAUUCGCAAUCACAAUCACAAUCGCAAUCGACUAAUACAAAUUCAAAUCGCUGGAAACAAGCAAACAAAGCGCAAAAAGCACAACGCACAAAUGCACUGAAAAAGAACUUAUGGGAACUUGACGAACGCCUACCAAACAGAGUUGAAUCAUCUUCACAAUUACCACCGGCUCCAGAAAGCAAUCGAAACUAUUACAAUGCAACAAGCAAUCAAGAGUACAAUAACCCAACGCAAUAUAAUUCGUAUUUCUCCGUGUAUGAUGAUGAAGCCGAAGACACCGGCGAUCUCUACAGAGAUGAUUACCCAUCACAAUACAAUAAUAACCGGAAUCCAUCGCAACCGAAAUACGUGCAAACCACAUAUCGACCAAGCACAACGUUAACCACUCAAACACAACCAACAUCGACGAAAAUUAUUGCACCGCAACAAACGUACAUCGGACAAUCGAAACCAAAUUAUGAGCAAGCACCAACACACGAAGCAUACAAUCCCGAAUAUGAUGAGGCUCUUGUAGCACAGCUUGAAGCCGAUAAUGAAUACGAUCAACCGACAAAGACGCAAAUUCGGGAUGAACAAAUCGAUCAAAAUGAAUUUGAUUUAGACUUUGUAACCGAUCGGUUUAUAUUGUCGUCGACAAUACGCGCACCAAUUCGGCCGGAAUUAUUCACACUCCCCGAAGCGUUUACAUCGAAGCCAAGUCAAUUCACUGAGCCAAAAACAACAACAACAACUACAACACAACCAACUGCCACCCUAACGCCAACCACAACCAUCGAAUCGAUAACCACACAGUAUGACAUGGAAUUCGAUACAACAACAGUGGCCCCACAAACACAACCACCAACUAGUUCUGAAGCGGAAAGAUCAAGAUUACCGGAAGGUGAUGUCACCAAAAAUCGGACGUCGUCAUCCGAAACAAUAAAAUUUACAUUAGGAACACGCGCGGGUUAUCCCUUCUCAAAUACUCAAUCACAAAACCACCACCACCACCACCACCAACAAAAACAACAACAAUACAACCAUCAAAAACCUCGUUAUCCCGAUUCUAGUCCAAAUCCAAUCAUUCAUUCCCAAAACUCCCAAAGUAAAUCAAGAAAUAACAACUAUUACAAUCGUGACGCAAACAAAAACACUGACACAGACCAUUCACAAACGUUUACACUAACGACCGGUUUUCGGUACAACCAAAACAAUCAUAACAAUAACAAUAACUUUGACAAAAUUUUAAAUAAUAAUAAUCAUGCAAAUCGAACGCAUAAAACGUACUUAAAUUAUGGCGAACAAGAACCAAUAUCGACCAAAACCUAUCGACAACAAUCGAACGUUGCAAUUAAAAAUUCAAAACCAUCCACAACAUCGACGAUCAAUAAUAAUGAAGAAGUUAACGAUGAACAAGAUCAACGUAAAAAAUAUUUAGAUUUUAUUGUGUCCGACAUACAGCCGCAAAGUUUUCAAGCACCAAGUAAAACGUCGGCGACAACACAUAUCGUCAGCACAAAACCAUUAUCAUCAUCUGAAAAAGAUUUAGUAAAUGCUUUUGUAAAUAGCCAAUCGUCACUAUUCAUUCAAUCCACACCAAAAUCCCAUGUUAUUACCACAUUACCAAAUAAGCAAACCGAAUUAUCUCAGCCAAUAGCGGCCAUUCAUAUACCGGGCGCACGUUUGCCAUCACCAAAUGAUACAUAUCGUUUUGUUCUGACAACCGGUGUUGCCGGUGGAAAACGUGCACAUAAAAAUCGCACCACCACCAUCGAUUCAGACUAUGAUCAUGAACAAUCAACCGAUAAUUAUCAGCAUGCAAGUCAUGCAGAAUCGGAAAAUAUUCCUUUAUAUGUGAGAAAACCACAAUCGACUAAUUCCAUUAAUUCGACACCAAAUUCAAUUCAUCAAAAUUCAAUUACACCAUUGAAACAUGAAAUUAUCGUACCGACCACAUAUUCACCGUUGCGCAAUUGGAAAAUUCAAUAUUUGAAGAAACCAACGUUACCCGGAUCAGAGGUAUUCAAUACGGUGGUCAAUGCCGUUGCACCGGAAGAUAUGAAGAAAGUCAUCUUUGGACAGCCCAUUAAUCGGACAAGAGAUUUGGAAUCGAAUUCACACCAUGACGCGGUGACGCCAACUUCAAAAACCGUUUCGAAGUUUUCAUUCACAUUUGAUGGAGACAAGGAUUAUGAACGACCGUCGAAGCAUUCAAAUCGAAAACCCACGAAAUUUCCAUCGCUUAAAUUCCGUGAACGAUUGAAUCGAACAUUCGAUACCACAACUCCAAAACCACCGGUGUCACCGUAUGCAAGUUUACAAACCAUUUUGGAAGACAUCAAACCAACACAGUAUCGACCAUCGCUUGGAUCGUACAGUAUUACCAUUGGAAAGAAUAAUAUUCAAUCGAGUUUUAAUAGUCAAUCGAAUCCAAUUUCGAGUAGUACAUCCACUACCACAACAACAACAACGACGACCACAACAAAAGCACCUCCACCAUCUUCGACCAGCUUCUUCCGAAGUUACUACAUUAUUACAGCGCCGCCAAAAAAUAAUACUCAAAACAAUUAUGUAUCAUCAACACAAAAGCCAUCCGUUUCCUAUACACCAUUCUCGUCAUCGUCAAGCACGACGCCAAUUUCAAUAACAACCAAUUUUCCAACGGUUUCAUCAACUCAGCAGCCAUUCGAUUGGACGCCGAUUUCAUCAUCGAAUUAUCCACCGGUUGGCAUAAAAAUUUUGCCAAACGAUGAACGAUUUAGGCCGAUGAAACCAACCAGCAGACCAAUUGAUAUUACCACCGAAAAACCGAUCAUUUCCAUUACAACAUCUUUCCCACAGAAAUCAAAUUAUGAAAAUUACAUUCAACAGUCGAGCAUAUCGAAUUCGUUGCCAAAUGAAAAUUUUCCACCCUAUCAAACGACGACUCCAAUUUCGAUAACAACAUCAACUCCACAAUUUUCUCUAUAUCCAAAUCAAGGGCCGCGCGGUGCUUCGACACCAUCUGGGUUUUCACAAUUUCCACCAUUGUUCCAAGACGGACGACCACCAUCGUUUCCAUCGCAAGGCGGAAGAGAGCACUACCGAAAGGUAGUACGGAUGCGAUCGAAAAAGAAACUUAAUAAUUCAGCCGGCGGACUGACACCGGUCAUCUUAAAUCCCAGUGUGCAAGAGCUAAACGAAGACGAUCCAGAAUUGGACACAAUGAAAAAUAGUAAUUUUAUGAAAACAUUAGAAAAUGUUCUAUCGAACGAACAAAAAGUGGAACAAUCGAUCAAAAAUCAUCGAGGAAAAACACAGAAAGGAUCACGGCCAACCACAAAACUACCCAAUUUACACUUUUCGGCAAAUGAAGAAGAAACCUUGAUUCGACCGUCAAAAGGAAAGAACAUUGAAUUUAUGGUCGAUGAUGAUGGUGCGACCGUGAAAUACACCGUUUUAUCGAAUGGUGUUGCACCGACACGUUAUUAUUCAAAUUAUCGUCAUGUCAAAGACGAAGAGGAACAGGAAAGUGUGGUUGAACACAAUUUAGGUGAUUAUAUAAGAGAUAGCACAAAAUAUGCAAUUGUUAAGGAUGGCGAAGAACAGGAGUCAAAGCAACAACAUACAACACUCGAAGAUUAUAUAAAAGAUGGUGCAAAACAUGGUACCGAAAUUCCCGAAGAAACCGAUGACAUUUUAACAUUGAUGUCCGAUACAGAUGAGCCAAUAUCAUCGUCAACCGAAUUGCAACCGGAACAACGUGAAAAAUUCCGUGCAACCGUUGAAAUGCCAGAGUUCAAUGUACCAACCGAAUCGGAGAUAAAAGCACGGCUCAAACAGCUCGAAAGUGAAGCUGAAAAAGAUGUCGAAUCCGAAUAUCAAUUUGAAACAACGACCAAAAAUAGUGUUGCAACGCGUAAAUUUGCCACCGAUAUCGAUUUAACAAGUGAGACACAAGAACGUAAUCAAAUUGACUAUGAAACGCCAUCAACGACAACACAACAUUUUCUACGUAAUUUGACUUUUGUACCGUUGACUGUAUUUGACCCAAUGACAAGCACAACCAUUCGAACAAAUGAUAAUGGUCACAUGACCUCGACACAAACGCGUUUGACAAGUAGUAGUAGCACAACGACAACACAAAAAUCCCAGAGUACAACAAAUUCCGUAAAUACGCUCCCGCCGCGCGCAUCACGUGUCAAUCCAGCGAUCAAAACAACGAUUGCCGGUGGCGGCGGCAGUGGAGGCACCACAACAACAACACGUCGCAUGAAUGCGCAUACAACACCAGCUCUACGUUUCCAUCAUCAUUCCACGACUCCAAUUGUCAAAUGUAUCGAUGCCAAGUGCAACGAAAUACCGUCGAGAACAAAUAAUAGGAAUCGCGGAAGCUCACAUUAUACAGCUGGCGGAUAUGAUGAUCGCACAUCAUCCGGACCAACUGCAAAUCGAGGCACUCAUCCACCACGUCAACGGCCAACGUUGAAACCAUCUGGAGCAAUUGUAUCCAAAGCAACCGAAUUUGUUGAUAUCUAUCGAAAUCCACCAACACGUCCCGAACCAUUGUAUCCGCAACCAAUUCCCGACAAAACAGCUGCCAAAUGUCGCAAAGAUGUUUGUUUGCUGCCCGAUUGCUACUGUGGUGGUAGAGAUAUUCCGGGUGAUUUGCCUGUUGAAGAUGUUCCACAAAUCAUUUUAUUGACAUUCGACGAUUCGGUGAAUGAUUUGAAUAAGCAACUGUAUUCGGAUUUAUUUGGUAAGGGACGCGUCAAUCCAAAUGGAUGCCCAAUUUCAGCCACAUUCUAUGUUUCACACGAAUGGACCGAUUACUCACAAGUACAAAAUUUGUACUCUGACGGCCACGAAAUGGCAUCACACACUGUAUCACAUAGUUUUGGAGAACAAUUCUCCCAGAAGAAAUGGACCAGAGAAGUUGCCGGCCAACGUGAAAUUCUCGCCGCUUACGGUGGCGUUAAAUUGAACGAUGUACGAGGAAUGCGAGCACCGUUCUUAUCGAUCGGCGGAAAUAAAAUGUUUAAAAUGUUGUACGACUCAAACUUUACCUAUGACUCAUCGAUGCCAGUGUAUGAGAAUCGACCACCAAGCUGGCCAUAUACAUUGGACUACAAAAUAUUCCACGAUUGCAUGAUUCCACCAUGUCCAACGAAGAGCUAUCCAGGUGUAUGGCAAGUGCCAAUGGUGAUGUGGCAAGAUUUGAAUGGCGGUCGUUGUUCAAUGGGUGAUGCAUGCUCGAAUCCACCCGAUGCUGAUGGUGUGGUUAAAAUGAUUAUGAAAAACUUUGAGCGACAUUACACCACCAACAGAGCUCCAUUCGGUCUAUUCUACCAUGCUGCCUGGUUCACUCAGCCCCAUCACAAAGAAGGUUUUAUCAAAUUCUUAGACACAAUCAAUGCAAUGAACGAUGUAUGGAUUGUGACCAAUUGGCAGGGAUUGCAAUGGGUGCGCGAUCCGACGCCGUUAUCGCGCAUGAAUUCUUUCCAACCGUUCCAAUGUAAUUACCAAGAUCGGCCAAAACGUUGUAACAAUCCAAAAGUGUGUAAUUUAUGGCAUAAGUCUGGUGUACGAUAUAUGCGAACGUGUCAACCAUGCCCAGAGAUCUAUCCAUGGACCGGUAAAAGUGGCAUUCGAUCAUCACGCGUCGAUAAUGAUAUCGAUGAAUAGACACUGUCACACGAAUUGUUUUUUUCAUUUAGACUGCGUACCCAUUAAUUUAAAUUAUUUUUUUUUUGUUUUUAAAAAUCGAAUUCAAAGUCUGAAUUUGAAAAGCCACAACAACAACAAAAAAAUAAACAAAAUACAGAAGAAACAGAGAGUAAACAGUCCCAGAUCAUUGUCAUUAUUUUGCAUUAGAAUUUAACGAGGCCGCAAUGAAAUUCGAUGAGAAAAAAAAAUAAUAAUAAUUUUGUUUGAAACACAAUCGAAUACUCAGAUAUUUUAGCGCACAAAAUUUGUAUUUUUAAUUUAUUUUUCGUCGAAAUCAAUUACAAGAGUCGAAUAAAUGAGAGUUGUAUUUUUUUGUUGAAGGAGAUUAGAAAAGAAACGAAAAAUCGAGAAAAAAAUAUGAAUGAAAAUAUAAAGCAUAAGAAAAUAAGUUGAGUAAUUAAUUUAUUUUAUAGAUAUGUGAUAUUAUGUACUUCUUCAAAACUACCAGCCUUUCUCACGAUUAGGAAGCACAUUCAAAACCCAAUUUUUUUUUCUUCCAAAAUCCAACGUUAUUUUUCAAAAUCCAUUUUCUGUAUGAUUUUAUUCCUGCUCAGUAGCACAUACUGCCUAACCGAGUUUCGAUUUUUAUAAUUUUUCCUUACGAUUUCUUCGUUUUUUUUUUUAUUAAAAAAAAUUAAGUUUUCCACCUUCCGAAACAAUUUCUAUUUUAAGUUUUUUUUCGCCCUUUUUGCGUGUUCUAUUUUGACUUUUUUUUGAAUUUGAAUUAUUGUGACAUAUAAAUAGCAUAGAGAACAAAAUACACUUUCAUCAUACAGCGUGUAAAGCUACAAUCAAGUGAAACAAGAAUGUUUAACGUCAAUUACCCGAUUAACACAUAAAGCUUUCAAAGCCACAUGCAUUCGAAGUGUGUGUGCGUGCAAGCGAGUGUUGAAUCGUGGUAAGCAUAUUUUGUUUUACUGCAACAAAAAACCACUCAAAUGAAUAAACCAAUCAAUCCACAAUGCAGUGCAAUAAAAUUCGUCGAUAUUUUCUUUUGUUGUUGCUGCUGCAUGCACUCGCAUGCAUAUCAAGCGGCAACAAUUUAUUACCAAUAGAAAACUAAACAAGUUAGCAAAUAGAAUGACAAAAUCAAUAUAGAGAAUGAGCAAACAAGACAAAAUAGAAAAAUAAAACGAUGGGUGAGAGUGCAUAACGCAAAUGCCAAGAGAAGUUUAUAUGAAUGAUAAAAAGUAUGUUGGAAAGCAAGAAAAAAACAAAUUUCUUCUAGUUAUUAGCGAUGUCAGGAACAUCAACAUAUGAAAAAAAAAAA
This is a messenger RNA of Contarinia nasturtii (swede midge), 11093 nucleotides long. It is a transcript of the gene Cda5, whose product is annotated as serine-rich adhesin for platelets. Gene Ontology annotation, molecular function: chitin binding; hydrolase activity, acting on carbon-nitrogen (but not peptide) bonds. The transcript is spliced from 16 exons. The record is from RefSeq and is a predicted model, not a curated record. The coding region runs from base 671 to 9781 and encodes 3036 amino acids. Gene Ontology annotation, biological process: carbohydrate metabolic process. Gene Ontology annotation, cellular component: extracellular region. Lineage: Eukaryota; Metazoa; Arthropoda; Insecta; Diptera; Cecidomyiidae.